AAAGCCAUUGUGUGUGCAUACUGGCUUUUGGAAACUGGUUCAACUAGUUUUUGUUUUUGUAACUGACAAAGCUGCUACAGCAACACUUUGCAAAUUCAAUAGAUUGCCAUAUAACUCAUGAGUUAACGUACACAACGGCAUAUUAUUGUAGCAGUAGACUGAAAUUAUUAAUCUACAAAAUAUGCGGUAUGCCUUUAAGACUGCCUCGCGUGUGUGUGAUGUCACGUCCUGUAAUAGCUAUGGUUAGAGAGCUCAUUGGAAAUGAGAGGACAACUGGAUGUUUACGUUUUUGCAGAGGUUUUUUUUCCCCCUGUACACUAAACGAAAAGUCUAAUGGCACAGCAAUUCAGCAUGCAUCUAUUUGAAAACGUUUCACCUUACGCCUACACAAGAUCAACUGAAGGUUGCCUGACGUGGUGGGGGUGUGGCUGUGAAGACAUGGAUAAUUGGGUUGAUCGCAAUGAACAGAAUCAAUUGCUGCUAUCUUCGGACGCAGAGAGCACCUUUUGCUUCAACAGCUUCUACUUUGACAACAAAGCUUUGGAUUCUACUUGACUACACGACUGGGAUUCACUCUUGAAAAGGGUCGCAGGCAAGUUGGAGCCUAUCCCAGCUGACUACGGGCGAAAGGCGGGGUACACCCUGGACAAGUCGCCAGGUCAUCACAGGGCUGACACAUAGACACAGACAACCAUUCACACUCACACCUACGGUCAAUUUAGAGUCGCCAGUUAACCUAACCUGCAUGUCUUUGGACUGUGGGGGAAACCGGAGCACCCAGAGGAAACCCACGCAGACACGGGGAGAACAUGCAAACUCCACACAGAAAGGCCCUCGCCGGCCACGGGGCUCGAACCCAGGACCUUCUUGCUGUCAGGUACACAUUGUUUGCAUGGUAUUGCAUUGCAGCCAAUGAGUUCAAAGAGGUUGGCCAGACAGAUCUACACAAAGGAAUGGAAGAGGGCGCGGCGAGAGGUGUUGAAUGUGCGAGCACUGGUGCGUGCCCAGCUGGAUGCAGGAGAUGCAGCAAACAGAGCAGAGGAGUCUGCACGAGAUGCAGCAAGCAGGGAAGAGCAGGCUGCACGAGACGCAGCAAGGACAGGCCAGGCUCUGCAAGAAGCAGAGCAACAACAUAAUGGACCUCAACACAUGCCAGAGAUACAACCGGCAGAGAUUGAAGAACAGCCUGAGUUCAUGGCAGAGCCAACAAGUUCGGUCAGCAGCUCGGAGCAGGACAGCAGCAGUCCCUCAACCCAUGUCAGUCCAGCACCCAGCCGUCGGACAUUGGAAGAGUCGUACAUUGAGGAACAAACAUCAUCCGACCCAGUUGAGGGAAUGACCCAUGGCGAAGAGGAGGGGGCUUCAGGCAUGGCUGCCGUAAUAAGGCUCCUGGAGGAAAGAAAGAGGCUCCUAUUGAGGACGACGGAUGACACAAAAAGAACCAUGGAAGAGCACAUGGGGCUAAUGACUAGGAGAAUAGAGGCUAUGGAGAGGAGGAUGGAGGCUAUGGAAAGGAGGAUGGAGGGUAUGGAGAGGAAGUCAGAGACAUUGGAGGCUGCUGUGGUCUCGAACCCGCCUCAGCCUCCUCUGCAGGAAGAUGUGCUGUUGGGCCUAUGCAGCACAGUGGAGGAGCUAGACAGGAGUCUGGCUCAACCAGAAAGAAGGAACCAAAUGAAACGUUUCCUUGAAAGCCUGGGAGGGGCGAAUCCGGGGGCAGCCAUUCGUCACAUUCUACGCCAGGUGGCUACCAACAAUGUCCUGGCGCAGUACAGCCUGAGGGGGAGGAGAGCAAAAAAGCCUUUCCAGAACUUAACCCUUUGCAAAAUUAUAACGGAGGCCUGCAUGCAGAACUUCCCUGGCAAGAAGGUAGCUGAUAUUGAGGAGUGCACUGGGCAUGCACUGAAGUUUGCACCACACAGACGGUCAGCUGGUCCUCAAGAUUGAAGACGUACAGCAACUUCUAUGCACAUGCACCCGUUUUUGGCAUUUCUAAAAUUUUUCUCAUUUUUUGCCUUUAUUGUAUUUUAUUAAGAAAUAGUUUUCAUAAUUGUCUAUAGUUGUCAGAUGUUUUAUAAUGUAUAAUAAUGUUGCACUGUGUUGCUGAUGUCCUUACCAAUGUUGUAUUCUUGAUAUUUUUUUCUAUUAAACUUUC
Neoarius graeffei (lesser salmon catfish) is the source of this 2152-nucleotide messenger RNA. RefSeq lists its product as uncharacterized. The coding region runs from base 913 to 1944 and encodes 343 amino acids. The record is from RefSeq and is a predicted model, not a curated record. Lineage: Eukaryota; Metazoa; Chordata; Actinopteri; Siluriformes; Ariidae. The transcript is spliced from 10 exons.